Messenger RNA from Phaeodactylum tricornutum CCAP 1055/1, 2485 nucleotides. RefSeq lists its product with no specific name. The record is from RefSeq and is a predicted model, not a curated record. Bases 152 to 2485 code for a protein of 777 amino acids. The transcript has a single exon. Gene Ontology annotation, molecular function: protein binding. Lineage: Eukaryota; Bacillariophyta; Bacillariophyceae; Surirellales; Neidiaceae.
CAGCACUCUACUUCCCGUGUUGACAAUCUAGAAGCACUCGAUAAAAUUUUGGUUUUGUCGUCCUUCAGCAGCUUUGAAUUUGCUUUCUCAGCCAAGAACUAAUCUAGCCUCCCUAGCGGACGGAUUGAUUAAUGUAAGGUGUCGAGUUACCAUGGGAGACAAUCUAUCAGAAUUUCCCGGCGUCAAAGACUUGCUGCAGCUAUGGAGCAACGAUAAUGGAGACAUGAUGAUGAUGGACGGUAUGCGGUCUCCAAUAGUACGGCGACAAGACCGUGUCGAUACUGCGUAUGACGAAGAAGAGGACGACUAUACACCCAUUCCUAUUGAACUGUGCUCGGUGGACGCGGAAAGCGUUGACGAAAGCUGCGACAAUCGCUCCCGCGCUUCCCAGAAACGCCGUCGCGUGUCUGGUGCAACCGGUACUAUCUCUUCACAAACUGGCUCGAACAUCUACCGGGAUGCGCUUACAGUUACGGCAUCGGCAAUGUUGUAUCAGAAUCGCAACAGCGAAUUUAUAGACGAAUGCGAUGUGAUUCUAGGUGAUCCACAUACACCCACGAUAGGGACAAACGUGUAUCGCCAGAUUCGUCAAGUUUACGCCAAAAGAAAGAUCAAACAGUCGGACCUUGCUAUCAUUCGAGAGCAAUUAACUCAAAAACUCAAGGAAAUGAUGAACUCGACGCCUACGCCUACACCGACCUUUUGGUACAGUAUUAAGAACAAAUCCAAGCUCAAAGAGGGCUCGCCUCACCGCUAUCUCAAGUCGCACAUUAAAAAAGGCGCCUUCGGAAUCGCCACAGAUCAAGCCGUUAUCGAAGAUGUCCGGAAUGCUCCCAAACGUUCCCGCGUGCGGAAAAAGGACAGCACACCACUUUUUGGGCUGGAGGGUUCCUUAUCGCACGUAGUGUCGCAAGCUAAGACGAAAUGCGAAGAAUGGGUCGGUGCGAACGCGGACAAGGAGCUAUAUGCCAAGUUUUUCAAGGAAGAUCUGCAACGACUCAUACCGUGGUGUGAUUCGUAUGUGCAGAAAAAGACCGACGCUGAGACAAAUGCUCUGCAUCAGCCUGAUUUAAAGCAAACAUUCUUACGUGAGGCUCGUGUACACGAUAUUCAUGCAAAGCAGCUGGACGGAGCUUUGGUUUCCUUGGUCAACCAACUUGGUAAUGAUAUGGUAGAGCGCUAUCAGUUGGGACAGCAACAAAAAGUUUACGACGAUCGUUUACGAGAGGUGGGAUCUGUUGCGGCAUCUGUCGCGAGUAGUCGGUCUGGCCUACCUCCUCGAAGUCGAUUGUUACCUCACAAUUGCAAUGAGUCAAGCUCGACCGGCCCGACCAUCAUAAGUAGUGAUAUGGUGAGUGCGCCCGGAGCUAAUAGCAUGAGGACGCUGUCGACCGGGGCCCUCUCCAAUGAAAGCGACACUCCACCGCACACAUCGUACCACAUGCCGUACGUGAGGCCCGAGGACCCAUCGGGUGUUUUCACGCAAUCUCUUUCUGUACGCUUUUCCAAAGCAUUGAAUGUUUCGCCAAAGCGCGUCAGGGAUUGUGAUCCAGCCAGCGUUCCUCUUGAACUACGAUUACGGAACCCGAGUAGCAUGGACGACCAUUCAGUCUCUUCAGUGUCCAAAGAGUCCUCCGCAAUUCGAAGCGGAAGUUGUGGCGCUUUCCGUCCUAUCAUACAGACGUUGCAACAUCGACGAGAGAACGAGGCAGACGAAGCUGCAGCGAGAGAAACUGUGUUGGCCAAUAGUGACGUUCUCCAUGUUCGACCUGGUAGUCCCGCAGAUUCAAGUUUAGCCAGCGAAGAUUUGCUUGCUGAUGACUCUUGGAUUGUUCCAGUUCCUUAUAACAAUUCGGCUUGCAGUCGGGCAAAGCACAUCGACACUGUGCGUACACUUGAUCUAGACUCGGACAACAGUCUCGAAGGCGAGCCUACUGAAGAUUUGGACUGGAAUAAAGCGUUAGCGAAUCAUCUGAAGACUCUUGAAGAUCGCGAAGCAAGAUUGCGAAAGUAUCAUCCUGAUACUGCCAAGUCUUAUAAUAAUCUCGGUCAUAUUUAUUCGAAGCUCGGAAAUUGGAAUGAAGCGCUUCAUUAUCAUCGGAUGGCGCUCGAAGUACGGGAGUCGGUUCUUGGCAAAGAGAAUCUUGACACGGUAAGAUCGUACAGUAGCAUGGGAUACGUAUUUUUCAAAAAAUGCGACUGGGACGAGGCCCUUUUGUAUUACCGAAUGGCGUUGGAGGUCCAACAGACUGUGCUGGGUAAAAGUCACGGGGAUACUGCAAAAUCGCACAAGAGCAUAGCUGUGGUCUUGUCCAAAAAGGGCGCCUGGAACGAAGCAUUGCGGCACCAUCGGAUGGCACUCGAGGCGCGAGAAGCUCGAUUGUCGAGCAGAUCACAAAAUGAUACUCCAGGUAGCUUUGGUCGGGUCCGAGCUUCGUGGCAAGGACGUGUGCGUAGUAUGCCGUCUAGUAUAGCGGAAGAAUAG